This is a messenger RNA of Aspergillus pseudotamarii, 2493 nucleotides long. Its product is annotated as putative FMN-binding domain-containing protein. NCBI's taxonomy places the organism in Eukaryota, Fungi, Ascomycota, Eurotiomycetes, Eurotiales, Aspergillaceae. The transcript is spliced from 3 exons. Gene Ontology annotation, molecular function: DNA-binding transcription factor activity, RNA polymerase II-specific; zinc ion binding. The record is from RefSeq and is a predicted model, not a curated record. Bases 1 to 2493 code for a protein of 830 amino acids. Gene Ontology annotation, biological process: regulation of DNA-templated transcription.
AUGUUCCUUCCCAGUGUACACGCAGAACCCGACACGGAAGUCCUCCUUAAAUUCAUCCAGGAAAACCCCCUAGGAAUCCUCGUCACAGGUAUCAACUCAUCCUCACAGAACUUCCUACAAUGCACUCAUGUCCCAUUUGUGCUUGACCUCCCCGGCACAAGAGACAACGAAUCACCCACCCCCCAACUUCGCGCCCACAUCGCGAAGCAGAACCCCCAAGUGAAGGCCAUGCUCGAGGCAGUUGACGGCAAGCCACCAAGUGUCCUGUCCCUUGAUCAGGAUGUCCUGGUGAUCUUCAAUGGGCAACACGAUCACUACGUGACUCCUAAAUACUACACGGAGACCAAGCCAGACACCGGCAAAGUCGUACCGACCUGGAACUACUCCGUAGUUCAGAUAUAUGGGAAGUUGUCUCUCUAUUACGACUCUAAGACCCCGGAGGCAGGGUCCUUCCUGAUGAAACAGAUGCAUGAUUUGUCGGAGCAAUGUGAGAGAACGAUUAUGGGUUUUACAGGUGGGGAUAGGCCGCAGCCGUGGAAGGUUGCUGAUGCGCCGGAGCGGUAUAUUGAGUUGAUGCAGAAGAAUAUCGUCGGGAUCAAGAUUGAGAUUGGCAAGAUUGAGGGCAAGUUUAAGAUGAGUCAGGAGACGAGACGAGGGGAUCGGGAUGGGGUGGUUAGGGGAUUUGCAAAUCUCGGAGGGGCAACUGGAGAGGUUAUCUCAGCGUUGGUCAAGGAGCGAGGGGAGAUGCAUGAUAAGAAGAAGGAGAAAAAACACACCACCAGAAUAUUCUGCCAUAUGUACAAGCCUGUACCUCCUAGACCGAGAAAGACAAACAUUAUACGUUCGCGCAAUGGCUGUAAAAGCUGUCGCAACCGAAGAACAAAGUGCGAUGAGCAGAAGCCAACAUGCGGAACCUGCGCGAGACUGGACAAGUGCUGUGAAUAUGUUCAACCCGUGCUCAAGUUCCAGAUUAUAACGGCGCAGAAUACAAAAGGGCUAUUAUCCUCACAUGAUACUCCGUCGGCAGAGAGGAAGCAAAGGUUGACAGGGAACGAGAGGCUUUCUAUGCAAGUUGAGCAAGGUGAGCCCCGGAUAGGAGGCUGUGAUAUAGUUAAAUCAUUGCAAACAACUGAGAGAGAUGUCUUCUACUCUACGUAUUGGGAGGAUUGCUGCUUACCAUCCUUGCACCCAAUAUUCCAUUCUGCCACUCUGUUGACCACGGACUAUCCUAUCCUCAACGACGCUAUCCUAGCUCUGUCCUCUUGUAACAUCAGCCGUCUCUACAGUGAACGCAAAACAUCUUCAACUGGACUGACGGGACCACUGAGUCCCAGUCUCACUCAUCAAACAAGAAGUCAUCUGUACUACUCAUCGGCAAUCAGGAAACUGACCACAAUGAAAGUAGCCGACUAUUGCCAUAAUGCCACGGUUGUCUUCCUUGUCCUUGUUCUAUUCGCUCACCUAGAGUCGGCAAUGGGCAAUUUUCAAGGCUUUUAUUGCCACGUGCAGGGGAUGAUGAAUCUCCUCGUUGAGUGGCGUGGAGAAGCCGGAGACGUGACCAUCAAGCCCCUCCUCACAUCAUGGAUGCAGACUCGGUACGUUGUGUGGUGGGCUCGUGCCUAUUUCAGCUCUCUGGAUAUACAUCAGCAGUUACCGUCGAUUCCCUUACCCAUCUCAUUGAAAGAAGUACCCCGUACACUCCACGAACGACGUGUCAAGGUACUAAGCAUAAUGUGUGAAUCACAUCGACUGAACUUUAAGACCGUGCUCCAACAUUUUAGGAAAGUAGUGUCCGAAGAAGAGGUUGAACAUGAAAAUAACCAGGGCUACGACGAAUGCGUUUCUCUCCUAUGCCAAGAGGCUACAAAGUUAGACGAGUGGCUGUUGCAUCUUCCACCAUCUGAGCAGCCUAUUUACGAACCCAGUGGCACGAGAAGCACGGCAAUCCAUUUUCAAUCUCACGAUGCAGCGCUCAACUACGCCUACUAUGUAGUAGCGCGUAUAAUGCAGUGCACAGGUCUCCUGCGAGAACUAUACAGUCAAACCACUCCAGGUCACGAAGAUGAAUACUACAAAGCGGAGUUUUGGGUGCAGACAUUAGUACAGGUUGCGCAAGGUGCAGAGAUGCGGACAUCUCUCACCCGAAACAGUUAUACAAUUGGGUUCUCGGGCUUACUCCUGGCGGGGAUUCUUCGAUGCCAAAGUCUGUCUGUCGGGUUGGAGAUCCAAACCUGGCUACAAACACUGCAGGAUCUGCAACCAACAGAAGAAGGAGCUUUCCCGGUUUAUCAGACCUUGAGUGUCGUCAAAGCGAUCAAUCAACAGAGGAUGGUCGGCCGAGAUGUGUUUGCUGUUACGCAGCCGGUGGACGAUGGUGGUGGACACCCCAAGGUCACGGCCUACAACAGCCAAUUUAUUAAUACUCUCUUGUUUCAUGGCAGAUGCCAAAUACGCAACUGUCUCUUCGAGGAAUGCAUUACUUUAGGUAUUUAG